GGUCUGUUUGCUAGUAAAGACACACUCGCCUAGCCUUAUCGUCCACUAUCACUUAGCUAGUUAAGUUUAAUUUUAUCACUUUCUACGUCGUACCACUACUAUGGCACCGCUCACAAACGACACGGUGCUGAGAAGCAGAAAGAAAAGAGCUGAAAACACCCCAAGACUUCAGGUUUGACCUCAAGUGGCUGCAGUUUUUCACACCAUGUUGGUGACAACAUAUCUUGCGAUCAUUUUCCUGCUCGCCCUGUGUGUUGGCCUCGAGCUCACAGCACGCCGGCUCACCCCACCUCAGUCUACUCCUAAUGCUGUAGCCAACCCAGCCUUCCGUCGCUUCCAGAGUAUAUUCCUCCGGGCAUACCUUUUGGCUUUGUGGGCAGACUGGCUCCAGGGUCCUUACCUCUACAAACUUUACCGCCAUUACAGUUUCCUGGAAUCCCAAAUAGCCAUCUUAUAUGUGUGUGGCCUGGCUUCCUGUGUUCUGUUUGCUCCUUUUUCAGGCUGGCUCCCUCAAGCUAUGGGCCGCAGACAGACAUGUCUUCUCUUCUGCCUGUCCUACUCUGCUUGUUGUCUCACAAAGCUGUCCAGAGACUACUUUGUUUUGAUUGUGGGCCGUGUCCUUGGGGGUUUGUCCACAUCUCUGCUCACCACCUCAUUUGAAGCCUGGUAUGUGCACCGACAUGUAGACGUCCAUGAUUUUCCCAAGGAGUGGAUCCCCAGCACCUUCACCAAAGCUGCUACCUGGAACCAUGGGCUUGCUGUUGGAGCAGGGCUGGUGGCUAACUUGCUGGCUGAGUGGCUCCACCUGGGGCCGGUAGCUCCCUUUCUCCUAGCUGUCCCCUGCCUGGUUUGCUGUGGCUGGGUGGUGCUAAUGGACUGGGGCAAGGAAGAGGCUGAAGGAAGUCCUGAAGGGGAUAAACAGACACUUCUUCUUGGCCUUCCCAAUGGAGGUGUUAGCUGUUUGUCUGCAAAGGCCCGGUUCUCACGCAGCUGCCAUGAGGGGCUGCGCUGCCUGCUGUCUGACAGGAGAGUAAUGCUAUUGGGCGGAGUGCAGGCUCUGUUUGAAAGUGUCCUCUACAUUUUUGUUUUCCUGUGGACCCCAGUACUGGACCCACAUGGACCUCCUUUAGGAAUAGUGUUCUCUUGCCUGAUGGCUGCCAGCAUGGCUGGCUCCUUGCUGUACCGCCUAGCCACCUCCACUCGCUAUCGUCUGCAACCUGGUCAUGUACUCUGCCUGGCUGUGCUAAUGGCUUUCUUCUCCUUUUUCAUGCUGACCUUUUCCACUGCCCCAGGUCAGCCUCGACCUCAUGAAUCGUUUCUGGCCUUCCUUCUGCUGGAGCUAGCCUGUGGCCUCUACUUCCCAGCAGUCAGUUUUCUCCAGGGCAGGGUUAUCCCAGAGGAGAAGCGGGCUGGUGUACUGGCAUGGUUCCGGCUGCCUCUGCACCUGCUGGCCUGUUUAGGGCUGCUGGCCCUACAUGGGGAGGUAUCAGGAACAGGUGGAGGGGAGGGUGGCAGCGGCACCAGACACAUGUUUGGAGGCUGUGCUGUCAUGAUGCUGGCAGCUUUGAUGGCCGUCGUUAGUCUGUUCACCCUUGGCAGAAAUGACACAGACCUGAGACUGGAGGGAACCAGAGGGGAGGGGGAGAUGUACUGAGGAGAUGGGCCACAUAUCCAUUUAUGCUUUACUGGUUUGAAAAUGUGUUAUACCAGUUUUUUGUUACUGAAAGUAGAAAUCUUGGGUGUUUGACCAGAGUAGUUACAAGUCUACAUUUUGCCAAAUGCAUCAAUCAACGAAAUCAGAGCCCAAAGGUGGUAUUUUGGUAAAUUGAAAUUCAAAUAAAUUUAAAUUUUUGUAUGUUUGCCUUGUUAUUUCUUUUUGGGAGAGACUUUUAUUAAUCCUGUCUGUGUAGGAAUGCUUUGGGAACAUGGCCAUAUCUACCUUCAUUUGUCAAGUAAAUUGCUGGAAAUGUUGUAAGCCAUGUCCAAAACCCCUGUAUCGUUUUAAUAAUUAUUGCAGUUAACAUGUUAUUGCCUUUGUGUGUCCAUCCAUAGGGAGAUGGGAUGAUGUGUUUGAAAGGAUAUAAUUAAUUUCACCUGUCAGUAGCCCCGUGGUGAUUGGUAAUUCUGAAGUUUCAUCAAAAUUUUAAAAACACACAUGAAAAGACAUUAAUUUACAGAGAGCUGAAUGAAUGUCCAAAGAAAUAAGGUCAUGACUAGCAUGACCAGUAUCUGAAUGUCAGUUCAUACGGUACUUUUUGAACAGUACUUUGAUUUCUGUAUGGGGUUUGUUUUUUUUUUUUUUUUUCUUUUUUUUGAGCAUCUGUGUAUUUCUUAUUGAAAAGAGCAUACUACAGUAUUUCAGUUUUACUUUGAAUACUUUUUCUGCACCAUCUACAGGAUAUUUUUUCUGUAUUGUCUUAA
This is a messenger RNA of Xiphias gladius (swordfish), 2421 nucleotides long. RefSeq names its product major facilitator superfamily domain containing 5 (gene slc61a1). The transcript is spliced from 2 exons. Gene Ontology annotation, biological process: molybdate ion transport. Gene Ontology annotation, cellular component: membrane. The record is from RefSeq and is a predicted model, not a curated record. Lineage: Eukaryota; Metazoa; Chordata; Actinopteri; Istiophoriformes; Xiphiidae. Gene Ontology annotation, molecular function: molybdate ion transmembrane transporter activity. Bases 206 to 1654 code for a protein of 482 amino acids.